UUUUCAAAUGAAUAGGCACUGGUCGGCAGACUCGUCUUCAGCAGUUAAUGGACUGGUGUGGAGGAGAAGCGUUCGAUGGAUGCCUGAUAUUUGACGAGUGUCACAAAGCAAAGCAUUUCAUCCCAGGGAAGGAAGAAAACAGCACCAAAGUAGCUCUUGCUGUAACAACUAUUCAACGACUGUUACCUAAAGCAAGAGUGGUGUACUGUAGUGCCACUGGAGUUACUGAUGUCAAAAAUAUGGCUUUCAUGGAGAGGCUUGGACUGUGGGGAGUAGGGACAGCCUUUCGAUCAUUCCAGUCCUUCCUGGAUUCCAUUACCAAACGAGGUCUAGGUGCAGCAGAGAUGCUGGCUAUGGAAAUGAAGGCAUCUGGAAUGUAUGUCUCAAGGGGCCUGAGCUUCAGACAAGCAGAGUUUAUGAAUGCUGAAGCAGUAUUAACAGAUGACCAAAGAAAAGUUUAUGAUACCUCAGUACAUGUCUGGAAUGAAAUAAAGACAUCCUUGGAGUAUGCAGUCGCAAGGACCAAGUCAGCUACCCCUAGAUUGUGGUCACAGUUCUGGUCCUGUCAUCAGAGGUUCUUUAAACAGCUUUGUAUGAGCAUGAAAGUACCAACCAUCGUGCAAGAAGCCAAGACAGCCCUUCAGAAUAACAUGAGUGUUGUGAUUGGUCUACAAACAACUGGAGAGGCAAGUUUAGAAAGUGAGCUGAAUCGUAACGGAGGAACCAUCAACAGAUUCAUCUCCAUCACAGAGGAGAUCAUGACCAGGUUUAUCUUACAGUUCUUUCCUACUAAGAUAGAGACCAAGGAUGGUACAGUUGUGGAGGACAAGUGGUCUGUCACUGCUAAGUCACUUCUUCUUGGUUUUAUCAAGAAGAUCGGUCUCCCCAUAAGUCCCUUAGAUGACCUCAUCGAUCAGUUAGGAGGCCCAGGUCACGUGGCAGAGAUGACCGGGAGGCGUGGUCGCGUGGUUAGGACUGCCAGUGAUAGAGAACCCCAUUACGAGGCUCGGGAGUCAGACAGUACUCAAGUAGAAAGUCUCAAUAUACAAGAGAGGAAUCAUUUCAUGGAUGGAUCGAAGCUCGUUGCCAUCAUCUCAGACGCCGCUAGUACAGGAAUCUCCCUGCAUUCAGAUCUACGAGUAGCCAAUCAGAAACGUCGAGUCCACUUCACCAUGGAGCUACCGUGGAGCGCUGACAAGGCGGUCCAACAGCUGGGAAGAUCACAUCGGUCCAAUCAGAGAAGUGGACCUAUCUAUAAACUCGUGACAACUAACCUGGGAGGAGAGAGACGAUUCGCUGCUGCUGUUGCUAGGCGACUACAAUCUUUAGGGGCGUUAACCAAGGGUGACCGUCGUGCGGCCACAGGUGCAGAUCUUAAUGAAUUCAACUUUGAUACAAAUUAUGGUCGAUCUGCUCUGAGAAGCAUGUAUCAAUGUAUUAGCUCUAGUAAUUUACAACCUGGGGUGAGCCUUCAACAAGUCAUUGCUGGUGCUCAGAUCUCCACGGCCUACGAACUAGACAGCUUCCAUGAGACCCUAAAGGAAUGUAUUCAGAUGAUGGGACUAGCUGAUCCAGGCAGCAGUACAGUCAAAGAGAAAGACAGCGGUGAUGUUGCUAGAUUCUUGAACAGGAUUCUUGGAUUGAGCGUAGAGCGACAAAAUAUGUUUUUCUCUUAUUUUGUGGAGUGUAUGAACGCGGUUAUCGAGGGAGCAAAACGAGAAGGCAGGUUUAAUGAGGGCGUGACAGACAUAACUGGGUCGUCCAUCAAGAUGAUUGACAAGCCACGCCCAGUCUUCACUGAAGUACAGAAAUGUAUUAUGCCUACACAUCACGUGAUCCUGAACGUUGACCGAGGAGUAGACUGGGAAUCAGCCUUAUCGCGAUUCAACCACAGCUCUAAGGCAGACCUGAAUGGCUUCUACUGCUCCAAGAGAGAACAGAAACACCAACGAUUCUACUUACUGGCAUUACAGAAAGAAUCUUCUACUCAUUUAUUUAAUAUUAUAAGACCAAAUACAGGGCAGUCACCUUUCGAAGAGGAGAAAAAAGACUUGCUCCAUAAAUAUCAAAAGAUCUCUCCUGAAGAAGCUGAGUCGGGAUGGAGAGCUCAAUACGACAAGACCAAAGACUACUGUUUUCACGGACCGAACUGUAAAUCUGGAGCUCUGUGUAGAGUUGGGUGUCGUAUUUCACAAGUCAGUCUUCUCUGUGGUGGAAUUGUACCGAUACUAUCUACACUUGAAUGGGUUGUUGCACGAAAUGCUGAUAAAAUAGGACUAACUCGAGAAAAUAGAACGCUACGAGUCGUCCGCGUCGAGCUUGACGAUGGUCAGCGGUUAGUCGGAUUGCGGUACCCAGAGCAACUUAUUCCGGAAGUGACGUCACUGUUAAAGGAACAACACAUUAACGACAGACUAUUGGAGAAUAAAAGUGGGAGUUUGUCGAUCAAGGACUCACUCAAGUCGACAGCACUGGCAACCGAAGAAUCUGUAGCCGCCAUCAAUAAUAAAACCCUUGCCAAAGCCAUCAACCCUCCGAUCACCAUAAAGACCUUUUUUCGCCCUGUAGAAAGUUCUGAUCAAACAGAAAUCAAGGCUAAAGACGUGGAAAAUCCGGAAUGUAAUCCAGAGAACACGGAUGGUGGGGAACUUGUUGUUGUUGACAAAAGUACGAAAGAUUGCAUCAAAGAGACUAAAUUUAAUGGAGCUCUUACAUCCUCUUAUUUUGGUGCCCCCAAAGCAACGGGAAGCACCGCUUCGAAAGUAGGUGCUAAAUCUAGUGGAGCUAAGACAAGUGUGUCAAAAAGGGGCCGGGGAGGGAAGACAUCGUUAAAGAGACCAAUGUCUUCUGACGUAACGGGAUCAACAUCAAAGCGACAAAAACAGUCGAGUAUUUUCUCCGCUCUAGGGAGGGGUAGGGAGAAUGACGUCACUGAUACUGAGAAAAGUAGUAUGACAUGUCCUAUUUGUAGGAAAGUCUUCGAAGAAGGAACGAAAAAUGCGGACAUAAAUGCACAUGUUGAUUCCUGCCUUAUUGAAUAGCUAAUGUGUUAUAUUAAUUUUACCAAGCGAGAACAGCAAGGAUUAUGCGUAGAUGCAUUUGACGUGAUUCCACCGCUUGAUAACUAUAGAGCGUUUUCACGUGACGUGACAGCGGCCAUGUUGGUGUGCCAAAAUAAGACAUUUCUAUCCUCCGGGAAUUGAACUCUAUUUUUAUGCAAAAACUGUGCAGAAAGUUUCUAUUGUUUGGCACACCAAUAUGGCUGCCUUGUCACGUGAGUGAAGUGGAGAAGAGGGGAAAGUCAUGUUAAAGUUCACUUUGCGAGCACGAAAAACAAUAUUUUUUAUAAUAGAUUGUAUAAUAAGAUAAUCAUGAUGCCUUUUGAAGUUGAAAACAAUAAUUUUGAAUAAUAUCAAUAAUAUUUAUCAUCCCAGAUAUAUAAUUAUUGCAAAUAAUAAUGGUAUUUAUUGGUGCAGGACACCACGGAUUUUAAAUAAAUUUGUUUUAUUUCUCA
Messenger RNA from Actinia tenebrosa (Australian red waratah sea anemone), 3514 nucleotides. RefSeq lists its product as uncharacterized. Gene Ontology annotation, cellular component: nucleus. Gene Ontology annotation, molecular function: chromatin DNA binding; histone binding. NCBI's taxonomy places the organism in Eukaryota, Metazoa, Cnidaria, Anthozoa, Actiniaria, Actiniidae. The record is from RefSeq and is a predicted model, not a curated record. Gene Ontology annotation, biological process: regulation of DNA-templated transcription.